Cinara cedri is the source of this 4953-nucleotide messenger RNA. The record is from the annotation of a GenBank genome assembly. Lineage: Eukaryota; Metazoa; Arthropoda; Insecta; Hemiptera; Aphididae.
AUUUUGUUAAACUAGUGAUCAUAGGUGAGAUACUGUUCUGCAUUUUAAAUUUUAAUUUUCACCUCUAUUAUUCAAACACUUGCUCGGAAUUUAAACUCUCAGAGUCCAUCAAUUAUACGAUUCAAAAUGUUAUCAUUAAACAAAAUUGCUAAAUGUCUCGUAAGUAUUGAUUUAUGAUAGUCUAGAACAAAAAAAUUGUAAUUCUCUAAUUUUUAUUUCAUUAUUGUUAUAGUUGUCAAAUUCAAGAACUUUUCAGACCUCAGCUGCAGUAAAACACGAUGCAUUGUACAAUGUAAGUAAUACCUACCUUCAAACGUUUUUUGUGAAGCCUUGUCUGUACAUUACUUUUCAGUCUUUUUGACUAAUCCAGAUAAAAACAAAACUUAAUGACAAGAGCAUCAGAUUACACUACCUAAUGAGUUAUAAUAACUAUAAAUAUUACAUACCUAUUUGUUUUUCAGGUUAAUAAAAUGUUGAUUUUAGUUAUAAAAAUGUUUUAGUCUGAUAAUAGACAAUUUUAUUGUACUGAACACAUAAUGUAAAAAGUACUCUUUGGUUUAAUAAGGUACCUAAUACCACAUAUUUUUAUGAGUAAAAAAAAAAAUGGAAAAGUGUAUAUUUCAUAAAUAAUGCCUACUUUUUACCUAGUUACAUUAUUUUUCUGUAGUAAAAACCUAUUUUAGAUUUGGAUAAAAUUUAAAUAAAUUAAUAUGUACGCCUCUUUUAUUUAUUGCAUUUUUCAUAAUAUUGAUGUAAAUCUUCGAUGGUUUCUUUAUAAAUUAUAUUUAUUUAUAAGAGGAGCAUAGUAUAUUUUUUAUAUUUAUUUCAAUUUUCAGCACAGAGAUACUAAAGAAGAUAACCUUGAUAUCAAGUUUAAAUUCACCGAUGACAACAAAAAAGUAAUAUUACUUUUAUUUUCAUUCAAUGUAGUAAUAAAUUUAUUCAUAUUUAUGUAAUAUUCUGGAUUUUUGCUAUAGAGAAUUGAUGCGAUAUUGGCUAUAUAUCCAGAAGGUCACAAACGAGCGGCUAUGAUCCCACUUUUGGAUUUGGCCCAGAGGCAGCACGGCUGGUUACCUAUUUCCGCUAUGCACGCAGUAGCUGACAUAUUAAAUUUACCAAAAAUGAGAGUUUACGAAGUCGCCACUUUCUACACAAUGUUUAUGCGAAAGCCGACUGGCAAGUAUCAUGUUCAGGUGUGUACUACGACUCCUUGCUGGUUGCGAGGUUCCGAUGAUGUAUUGUCAUGUCUGAAGAAAAAACUUAACAUUGGCGUGGGUGAAACCAGUAAAGAUGGCCAGUGGACAUUAUCUGAAGUAGAAUGUCUUGGUGCGUGUGUCAAUGCUCCAAUGGUACAGAUCAAUGACGAUUACUAUGUAAGUGAAUAAGUGAUUAUACUAUGUGAGUUUUUUUUUCCUUAAAUGCUAGUUACUUAUUUUGAACAACCCAAACCAAUUCUUCCAAUUCUCAAAUUGUUAAUCUUAAAUAUUAGUGUAGAAAUAUAUUUUAUUAAUAACUAUUUAGUAUUCAAGAUACUUCAAAACCGUUUAAAAGUCUAAUAAUAUAUUAUAAAAUACUUAUAGGAAGAUUUGUCUACCAAAGAUAUGGAAUCCAUUGUUGAUGACCUAAAGAAUGGAAAAACUCCUACUCCAGGACCCAGGUGAAACACUCUCAAUAAGCAAUGUUUAUAAAAAUCAUUAACAUGCAAUUUUUUAAUUAAUAUAUAGAUCCACUCGAUAUGCUUCAGAGCCGAUCAACGGAUUAACAUCGUUGAAAGAAGAACCCUAUGGCCCUGGAUUCCAAGUGAGACCUGAUUUAUAAACACUAUAGGAUACCUUCGUCGUUUAAACUUGUCGUGUUGAAUAAGUAAUCAUUAGUGUUUUUUCCUUUAUAUGUUAUAUAAUUUAAACAAAAUAAAACAAUAUACCCAUCAUUGUAUAAUUAUUAAAUGAAAUUACUUAAGAUACAGCACUAAAAUUAAAGAUCAUUUGUUUUGUAUAUUUUUCUGGUUUAUUAAUUUAAAAAAAAUAAUAAUAAUCAACAAAUUAAUAUUCAAAAAUAAAAUAAAUAUAAAAGAAGAAACUUUACCUGGAAUAUUAUUGAUAGUUAUAUUACCCAAUGGUGAUACAAUAGGUCUAUUUUCUUCUGAUAUAUUUAUUUUUUAUAUGUUUAUAUUUAAUUAUUUAAUUUAAUUUUUAAACACAUGACAUCAUGAGCCUUUAAAUUGUGAUUAUAUUUGAACCGCCGGUGACAUUUGUGACACUCGUACAACAAGUCUAGACCGCACACUUUGCUUCUGUGGUGGACAAGGGAUGAGCAAUCGUCGAAUGUGUCCAAACAGUCUGGACAUGUGUGCCUUUCGUCCAACCUGAGCUUCAUGAACAAUUUUUCAUCCAGAUCGUCUGAUAUGCCUAAACGAUUGUAACAACAGUUUAUAUCAUAAAUUUCAGUGAAUAUAUUAAAAUAGUCCUAGCAAAUAGUAGUGUUAUAACUUUAAAAGCAAUACAGAUUUUUUUAAACAGUAAUAUGAUAGGUACCUUAAGAAAUAAAUGAUAUAAGGUAUAAUAGUGUGUUCUUUUAUUUUUUUAUUGUUUUUACCAAACAUAUUGGUGUAAUUGAUUAUUACAUCAGGAAGAACUUAACAAUAUCAAAAAGAACAUUUUGUUUUCAGUAAAACACAAUUUAAUUAAUAAUCAUAAAAUUAAUCUAAAUAUGUAUCACAAAAUAUCAAAACAAUAAUCAUCAAAGCUGGGCAGUAACUUUUUUGAUAACUUUAAUUUAACUGGUUGAAAAAAAUUAGAAUGUAAGAAACUAAGUUAGUUGUUAUUUAGUAAUUAUUUACUAAUUUGUUUGGAAUAAGAAAACGCUACAUAUAUUUUGAAUUUAUUUUUUGAUGAACAAUUUUUUAUAUGAAUAUUAUUAUUAAAUAAUAAGACAAGCAUAGUACCUAUGCAGGUAUAUGACUUACUCAUACUAGUCUUGUAUAGUAAGUUUAUAAAAGUUUAAGUAUUAAAUUAAAAACAAAUUUUUAUGAGUGUAAUAAAGUGUAAUUUUUAAAAAAUAAUUAUUUUUUUCAAAAUGUAAAACUUAACUUAGUUACUCAAAUUCAUUUAAACUUUAAAAUCAAUUUUUUUUAAGAUAAUUAAAUGUUAACAAGUAAAAAAAUUAGUUAACUUGCCCAGCUAACUAAAGAUGUACACUACAAAAAUCACAAAUAAUAAUAUAAUAUUUUUAUGAGAGCGAAUGGCACACAAGACAAUAAUAAUAUAUUAUGCUAUUGUUGUUGACUAGAGCACAUAUUAUUAUAGGUAAUACUAUAUUUAUAUACAGGGUGUAUUUGAAUUUGAGAAACACUAUCAUAAGGUCACAUCAGUUGCAUCAUCUGGGGAAAUGGACGUAAUCUAGUAUUUGCACCAGUAUAAAUUAGUCUCAAGUCGAUAUAUUGGUUGAUCCCAGACUUUGGAUAGUCUGAAAAUAUUACGUCAAAAUAACGUACACAAUCACAUAUAUCUUACUUUCAUACGCCCUCUAAGUUAUCUACAGUCAAAUUUUAGAUUUUCUUAACUUCACAAUGGUGUUUUUAAAAUCAAAUUUACAAUUUGAAUGCCAUAAAAAUAUAUAGGUAUGUGAUCAUUUCUUUGUAAGUUUGAAAUUUUUAAUACCUAUUAAAUGAAGGGCAUUUCCAGAAUUAAUAUAUCCUUUUUUCAUCAGUCGGCAAAUUUAGUAGACCCCAGUCUACCAGAUAUUGUAUGCCAUCCCAGUAAAAUUCCCAUCCAAUGUGUCACAACGCCAUAAAAAAUUUACUGUUCGGGAACACAGUUAUUAUAUUGAUUUCAAAUACACCCUGUAUAAUAUUCGCACCACGGUGGUCUCCCGUCACCACCGAGGCGCGGCUGCGGCGGACGAUGAUCACUUGUGGUGUGUCUUCAUGUGCAGCAGCAGGUUGUGCUUGUGUUUAGACUUUUUGUGGCACACGGGACACUCGAAUUUGGGGUCGACGCCGCACUCGAACCGGACGUGCCUGGACAGGCUGUGUAGCCGGGCGUACGUUUUGAUGCACCGGGUGCAUUUGUACAAAGUCGGUUGUCGUUGCGGACGAUAAAACCCGUCGACCGUCGUCGACUGCAGUUGUUGUGCCGUGAGCCCGCCACCGCGGAGGAUUCGGUCACCUGUAUAGAGACGGCGGGAAAAACAAUACAGAAAAAGCAAAAAAAAAAAAAAAAACAACAACCAAUUAGUACGGCCGGACGCCGUAUUAUUUGUGUUUCAGGGCCAGCGUAUUAGGUACUCAUACAGUUCAACGCACAUGCACGCUAACUAUUUUUUUUAUGUUUUUUUUUUUUUUUUUAAAAACGCAAUAACGACACACAACAAAUCGCGGGGGUAAAAUAAGCAACAAUCGGUCUCGGGUGUGCGCGGACAGCGCCCUCCUCUCCGUUCCAAUGCCGAAAUUAACGGUUGGGGCCGCCAAGGGCCACGAAUCCCAUUUUUUUACUCUCGAAAAUAUCCCUGUCACCUCGGGGUCGCUGUAAAAAUAAACGCGCAAGCAGGCAGAGGGCGUUUUGGGUUUCGCGUGUUAUUCCUCUCAUUGUUUUUUUCUCGACAAUAGGCAAGGUUGAGAAAGUUUUGGAUUCCCGGAUACCCCUGGAUUCUCACCCCCCCCCCUCUACCCCGUCAUUGGUAAAACCACCCGGUCACGUCACUGGGUAAAGGUGUAGCCGCGCUGUUAUUCGUCCGCCGGCCGGUCGUCGCCGUGCGGACUGCGAGCGUCGAAAACCCUCUUACGUAAAACUACGCUAAUAAUAAUCAAUAACAUUGCGGAUUUUCGUUCACCGACAUAGCAUUGUGAUGUAUAUUUUUUCAAAAUUACAUUUAUACACGAUGCAUAAACACAUCGACCGCGUAUUUCAGCGACACAUGAUGGUACACAGGAAAAAAAAAAAAAAAAAAAAAAAA